This is a messenger RNA of Tuber aestivum (summer truffle), 1216 nucleotides long. NCBI's taxonomy places the organism in Eukaryota, Fungi, Ascomycota, Pezizomycetes, Pezizales, Tuberaceae. The record is from the annotation of a GenBank genome assembly.
AUGCAUAUCAAAUCUAUUCCUAUGUGUUUGUUGCCUCCGGCAAGGGAUUCUACCUCCUUAUAUCCUAUUCUAACACUGCACGCAGGGACGGGAACCGGCGAUAACUACUCUUACUUGAUCAUUGACGAUAAGACAAAGGAUGCUAUGAUUGUGGACCCCGCGCAUCCACCAGAGUAUGUCGGGGAUCAAGUACGGGAAAAUUGUCAUGCUAACUCAUUUUAGAGUGCUCCCCGUCCUUGAGAAGGAGGUCUCUGAAAACGGGAUUAACCUGAAAGCUAUCAUCAACACUCACCAGUAAUUAUUCUGCGCCGAUUACAGGUAAGGGGCGGUGCUAACCCCUCAUGCAGCCACAGGGACCACGCUGGUGGCAACGGUGGAAUAGUAAGUGUUAUUCAAAGAGCAUCCCUUGUUUCCUUAACAGCUGACGUAACCCAGCUAGUGAAAUAUCCUCAUCUUCAAGUUCUGGGUGGAAAAGACUGCGAAGGGGUAACACGCGAGCUGGCAGAUCAAGAAAGCUUCAAGAUUGGCGAGGGGAUAACAGUAAAGUCGUUGCACACGCCAUGUCACACACAGGAUAGUAUCUGCUACUAUGUGGAGGAUUCAGGGGAUAAGGCUGCCUUCACGGGUGAUACCCUAUUUAUAGCUGGUAUUGGUUUCCAGAGCAUAAACAACAGAAUUACAGCACGACAGGAUUUGCUGAUCAGACGAAUUAUUAGGAUGCGGGAGAUUUUUCGAAGGGACCGCGCAAGAAAUGCAUAAAGCUCUCAAUUCCACGCUUGGUUCGCUGCCAGAUGAAACGAAAGUUUACCCCGGGCAUGAGUAAGCAAUCGUCUCCUCUCCAUAACCUAAAUCAUUUGGUUCUAAGAAGACUCAGGUAUACGAAGUCCAAUCUUCGCUUUGGGAAAUCUGUCCUCUGUUCACCCGCGAUACAGAGUCUGGAAAAGUUCUGUGAAAAGAACGCAGAAACCCAAGGGAGAUUCACCAUUGGUGAUGAGAAGGUGAGAAGGGUCUUGGAAUAUACACUAACUCUUCCACUGACCUUCUAAAUAGAAGCACAAUAUCUUUAUGCGCGUUGAUGCAAGUUCUUUGCCCGUCUUACUUUUUCCGCGAGCUGGGCUAAUAAGCAACACAGGACCCUGUCAUCCAAGAGAAGACAGGAGAAACAGACCCAGUCGGCGUUAUGAAGAAACUUCGUGAAAUGAAAAAUAACUUCAAG